Molecule: messenger RNA, 1531 nt
Organism: Desarmillaria tabescens
Lineage: Eukaryota; Fungi; Basidiomycota; Agaricomycetes; Agaricales; Physalacriaceae
Product: glycosyl hydrolase catalytic core-domain-containing protein
Exons: 6
Coding region: 119-1213 (364 amino acids)
Biological process (GO): fungal-type cell wall polysaccharide metabolic process
Cellular component (GO): fungal-type cell wall
Source: RefSeq, a predicted model, not a curated record
GCCAAGUCUAGUUCGUAUAUCUGUCAUUCUCGCUCCCCUCACUCCUUCCUCUUCUCUCCCAGCAUCGACUAGGUCGCCCUUCCAUUCUUUUUUACCGUCUCUCUUUACGACCGCCGUUAUGGCCCAGCUUAAUUUCUUAAAUUUACUUGCAGCUGCGACUCUUGCCGUUAUCGCCUUGUCCUACAGCCCAGCCCCCGUUGCUGCCCUCUCUCCUGACUCUCACGGUCAGAUUUUUGCUCGCCGUGGUGUUCACCAUGGCAUGCGUCGUGAGCCUGCCUCAAAGAAAAAGCGGUCCAAUUCAAAGCGCUGCAAGGUUCGCGAGUCCUCGUCGUUGGUUUCUUCUUCGACUGUGUCGUCGUACACACCCGCUUCUACUUCUUCGGCUGCCCCCUAUGUAGCGCCUUCUACAACUAGCUCUUCGAGCAGUUAUGUGGCCUCCACCACCUCCUCUGCUACCACCUCUUCCAGCUCGGGUGUCUGGAUUGGGCCCAAGGGCGGUCUGGCAUGGCCCAAUGGCGACAAUGGCAAACUGGCAAACUGGAAGACCAACCAUAUGACUUACCUGUACACUUGGGGCAGCAGCCCUCUUCCUGCAGCCUCUAAUGUCGGGUUCCAAGUCCUUCCUCAACUCUGGGGAGACAGGGAUACCGCGGAGUUUUCACAGAAUAUCGGCUCCUACACUACUCCCACUUACGUUCUCGCCUUCAACGAGCCCAAUGAGUCGGGCCAGUCCAACAUGACCCCCGACCACGCCGUUCAGUUGUGGUGGCAGUACAUUGAACCCCAGAAGGCCAAUGGACACAAGCUUGUCGCCCCCGCCGUUUCCUCCAGUCCCGCAGGCUUCACUUGGACUCAAGAGUUCUUUUCUAAAUGCGUUGGAUGUACCAUUGAUGCGAUCGCCACGCACUACUACGAUAUUUCUGCCACUGAUUUCAUCGCGUAUCAGAACAAGUUCCAUGAUGCGUUCGGUCUCCCAAUUUUGGUUACUGAAUAUGCUUGCCAAAACUUCAACAAUGGCCCUCAAUGCACGUCGGACGAAAUUUGGAGCUUCAUGACCACUACAACUGCAUGGAUGGAUUCUACAGAUUGGAUUAUAAGUUACAUGUGGUUUGGUGCCAUGCUCGACAUGUACAACGUUAACUACGAAUGCCAGCUGAUGGGCUCAGACGGUGUGCCCAACUCUCUUGGGUACAGAUUUAUCAAUGGUUACUAAAGAUUUCUUUUUUUCAUUCGGAUGCACCGACGCACCGAUUUUGCCUCCCAUAUAUGCAUGGAUUUGGUCGAUACCCUCAUUACAUUUUCCAUAUCUUUCAGACCCGUAGUACGGGUAAUUGGGCGAGCUUGCGAGCCUUGUUUAUUGGUUAUCUGGUUCACACCGGCAUCGUUGAUCUCGAUGAAGUAUUGCUGGUGAUAUAUCGUUUUCUUAGUAGCAUUUUAUCUACAUUGCAUUAGUAUGUGUUUUCACCGAUCCGCGCGUCCUGCCAGAUUUAAUUCAUUUAUUGCUGAGCCGCCUUUAUCUCUCUUGAAAAGU